AAAUAUUGGUGAAGCAAUCGAAGAAAAGCGAAUAUUUCAGACUUUUUCAUGGAAUUAUCUGGUGAUUGUUCUGGAACAAAGAGAAAAGUAUAAACGAAACAGCUUAGAGCUUAGGUAAGUACCUUCAAGCAAUGGGGAAAAAGAAGCCAACCCCCGUGGAGGAUCUGAUCAUACCCCCACAGAACUCACGAAUUUGUGGCGUCAUAUGUGUUUGUCAGUUAACCUUCGUGUUGAGCACGGUAGCGAUUGUCUAUCUGACCGUGGCAAUUUACAUGCCAUCGUCACGUGUCAUGAAGAGUGGCAUCGAUGAGACACCGGUCAUGUGCACAACUACCAAGGCCCUUAAUAAGGAUGCAUGCGAGUGGGGUUCCUGUGGCGAAUGGUGUCUCAGUAAAACCUCGGGUGCCUGCAUACAGAUUUUUGUUCAUCUUCGCACCAACGGAAGUAGUUUAACGUUCCAGAAUUGUACCAAUUCUGCUAAUAAAACAUGCUACGGGAUAGAUCAAGAGAAUGCUAAGAAAGCCCGUUGCAUAGCGGAUGAGUGCAAGAACCUUACCGGAACCUUCAAUUGUACUACGGGAAUGUGUAUCAAUAUAACUGAUGCAUUUGAAUGUGUGUUCAAAAACACCGAUGUACCACUCAAGUGUUCCGGACGACGCGGCAAAAUCACAUGUAUCGACAUAAAUGGACUGUUCUCAUGCAAUCGUGGAACAUGUCGAAAGAUAAAAACUCCAUACAAUUGCGACCGCCGUUGUGUGGACAUUCCGACCAGGAAUAAGAAUAUGAUAUUAUUGAGUGGAGAUAAAGUUUAUCUUUCGCAAUGUUCAAAUGCGAUUGAUACAGACACGAAUGCCGAAGUGUGGACCGAAGCAGACAACAAAGUGAUAAUGUCUUCAUGCUAUACUAUUCAGAACACAAGCAAUGGCAUUCUAGCAACUGAUUGCAUCAAUGGAUCUCUCCUAGAAAAGGAUGAGCUAACCGAUCUCACCAACUUCACGUAUCUCAGCUAUCUGCACUAUGCUGUUGCCACACCAAUCAAAACGAUUGCACCUUUAGAACAGGACUUGACCAUAUCCAACGAAUCGAAGCUGAUGAUAAACCUGGAAGGCUGCGUCAAUACGCUACAGGACGAAUGCAAAGAUUUCCUCAAAGAGUACGGAAAGGAUGGUACUGAUCACAACGCUCGAGCACGGUUUCCUUGUUUCUAUUCCAAAAACACGCCAGAUAUGGUAGUUGCCCGCUUCGACAUGGAGACUUCGUACAAGCAGUUUGUGGUUGGAUUCUUCAUACCAACUAUUCUGUUCGCCGUGUCCUGUUUGACUUUGAUAUUCUGCCAGAAAACGAUCUACAUUGGCGAUGAUGCCAGGAUGCGUUUCGUCGGUUGUGUGAACAAGGAUGCUUUAUCGCCAACUGUUGGUGCCAACAAUAAAGCUAAAGCCAACUCUGGUGAUGGCGGUGGAGGCGGCGACUCGGUUAUGGCUCUCUGAGAUCCAUCACGCAUUCCUCUACUGCAAGAAGACAGUCCAGUUCAUCAAGCGGGUGUAUUUUCACUGCACUGAUUUACGUCAGGAGUUCAAUUUCUUCUUCGUCUACUUUCGACAGAACAGAUAGGUCGAUUUAUUUUUCUCGUCUUCUUUAUAUUGAGUGAGCACCAUAUAGUUCUUAGUUGAGAAAGAAGGAGCGCAGCAGUGUUAAGAUUUAAUGACAAUAACACAUCUUAUCCCUUUCAAACCACUUAAGUAACGGCACGAUACGUCCUUUUCGAAUGCUUAACGAGACUUGUACGCAAAGGAAAACGUUUAUUGCGCUGAAGAAUAUCGUUACCAAUCCUCGACUACAUCCAAUGACCAAUAUGAUAAGUUAAUACAAACCCGAACUGUAUUCCCAGUAUCAUAGAUACCGUUUAUAGUUGUGUUACCGACAGAAGAGAGCUCUAUUUUGAUACCAAUAUUGUUGUUUAAAGUUAAUGUUCGCUUUUGUGAAUUAACCCGCAGUAACCUAAGGCAACUUAUGGCAUUAAGAAAGAACCCGGUGUUUCGUAUUUAGUCACCUGUAUCGUAUAAUAUUUGUUAUUGCGAAUGCUUUCGUUGAAUUAGAUUCAGUUUUAAGAUUUCAUUAAUAAGAAAAGUUGAAAAUCUACACCAACGUUGAUAGACACGAAAACGUAAUCAGAUACAACUGCAGGGAAAGGAUUAUAUCACGAACGCGCAAACAACAGCUUCGUCCCGUGUGCACCAAAUGAGCGCCAAGUUGUCCCCAUCAGUGGGACACACGAUAUCACCAAAAAGAGCAGCAGAGAGAACGAAAAUAGAGGAAUGCGUGAAUUAUCAAACCUUAAACAACUUAAAAUGCUUAAAACAUCACACAUAGAGCAACUAGCAAGGCAAGAAAAAUAGGCGAAUUAUUACUAAGCAAUACUCGGUUUGAAGCCAAACAAAAGUAAAGAAUCUAAAACGGCAAAAAAUACAAAGAAAACAAAAA
Ochlerotatus camptorhynchus is the source of this 2481-nucleotide messenger RNA. RefSeq names its product tipE homolog 3 (gene Teh3). The coding region runs from base 132 to 1487 and encodes 451 amino acids. The transcript has 3 exons. Gene Ontology annotation, biological process: regulation of sodium ion transport. Gene Ontology annotation, cellular component: plasma membrane. The record is from RefSeq and is a predicted model, not a curated record. Gene Ontology annotation, molecular function: sodium channel regulator activity. NCBI's taxonomy places the organism in Eukaryota, Metazoa, Arthropoda, Insecta, Diptera, Culicidae.